AUGGAAAACACUACGAAUUUUAGUGAUUUUGCCAGAGAUGAAGAAGACGAUGAGUUUUCAGAGGAAGAAUCAUGUAGCACAAUGAGCGAUGUGGAACCGGAAAUGCAAGAUAGUGAAGCGGAUAUAUUUACUGCGUCGGAAUCAGAUGAAGAAGAUAAUGAUAACCGAAGUGAAACGAUUUGUAAUCGUACAUGGAAAUAUAUUGCUCCGAAAUCUGUUGAAUGCCCACAGAGUGUUCAUCAAAGUGGCUCUUUGACAAAUAAAAGUCGAAAUGUAAAAUCUAUAGAAGAAUGUUUCAAAUUAUUCAUGGACGAUAGUAUCAUUGCAAACAUUGUUACACACACCAAUCAAAGAGCCAAUGCACAUUACGCUACUGACUUUCACUCUUGGAAAGAAGUAGAUUCCAUAGAAAUAUAUGCAGUUCUAGGUCUUCUACUACUCAUCGGAAGAUUUAGAGAAUCUCGUGAAAGCAGGAACGACUUAUGGCGAAAAGACAAUGUAUUAUCAAGGCAGAUGUAUACCGUGGUUAUGGCACGUGACAGAUUCAAAGAUAUUCUGAGGUUCAUAAGAUUUGACAAUACGGAAACCCGGGAAGAUAGAAAAAAAGUGGAUAAAUUAGCACCUAUACGGGAAGUAUCAGAUAUGUUUGCGGCAAAUUGUCGGGAAUCUUACGAGGCAUCAAAUACAGGUACAGUAGAUGAACAACUAGUUACAUACCGGGGACGGUGUCCCUUCAAAGUUUAUAUGCCGUCAAAACCAGGGAAAUAUGGUAUAAAAAUAUGGACACUUUGCGAUGCCAAAACAUAUUACUGUUGCAAUUUCGACAUUUAUCUGGGUAAGAUCGGACAAAUUCCUGAAAAGGAUCAAGGCCAACGCGUUGUCAAACAACUAACUGAUUUUUGGAAGAAUUCUAAUCGUGUUAUAACCACAGAUAAUUUUUUUACGAGCAUAAUAUUAGCGGAAUAUUUAUUAGAUAAUGGUUGCUUUCUUGUGGGCACAAUUCGCAAAAAUAGAAAAGAUCUUCCAAAAUCUAUUGUUGGCACUUAUCAUAGAGAACAAUAUUCAUCGCAAUUUCUGUUCACAAAUAAGUUGACUUUAGUCUCAUAUGUACCUAAGAUACGAAAAUGUGUUGUUUUACUUUCAAGUAUACAUCAUGAAUUCAGUAUAUCUAAUUCCGAAAAUAAUUUCAAACCUGAAAUUAUAAAGUACUACAAUUCGACAAAAAGUGGUGUAGACACACUAGAUAAAUUACUAAGAGAAUACACAUGUCGUCGAUCCACAAGACGCUGGCCCAUGUCUCUCUUUCAAAAUUUUAUAGAUAUUGCAGCUUAUAAUGCAUUGGUUAUUUGGAUAACCAAAAACCCUGAAUGGGAGUCAAAAAGUUCUAUGAAAAAUAAACGAAAAAUAUUUCUUGAGAUUUUAGCAAAAGAGUUAGUUACAGAAUAUAUUGAGCGACGGGCACAACGAUUCGAAAACAACGCAACAGGGUUACAUAAACACAUAGCACAAGCAUUUGAAGCGUACGGUAGACCAAUAAGAAGAAAGAAUCAGACUCCACAAACAUCUUCAAAACGAUCACGUUGUCAUGUUUGUGUGGGAAACGACAAUAAAUAUAGUAAAAAAUGUGAACAAUGUAAUAAUUUUAUAUGUCAUAAUCAUACAGUACCUACUAAAAUUCUAUGUAUAGAUUGUUCUUCAACAUAA
This is a messenger RNA of Onthophagus taurus, 1704 nucleotides long. The record is from RefSeq and is a predicted model, not a curated record. Lineage: Eukaryota; Metazoa; Arthropoda; Insecta; Coleoptera; Scarabaeidae.